This is a messenger RNA of Arabidopsis lyrata subsp. lyrata, 593 nucleotides long. RefSeq names its product holotricin-3. The transcript is spliced from 2 exons. The record is from RefSeq and is a predicted model, not a curated record. NCBI's taxonomy places the organism in Eukaryota, Viridiplantae, Streptophyta, Magnoliopsida, Brassicales, Brassicaceae. Bases 62 to 451 code for a protein of 129 amino acids.
GCGUAACAAUUUACUCAUCACUUACUCAACAUACUACGAGGGUUAUUAGAACUUGAAAAAAAUGGCUUCCAAGGCUUUGAUUCUGUUGGGUCUCUUCGCAGUUCUUCUCGUCGUCUCGGAAGUGUCUGCCGCAAGCCAGUCGGGCAUGGUGAAGCCAGAGAGUGAGGAAACUGUGCAACCUGAAGGUUAUGGCGGUGGCCACGGAGGACAUGGUGGUUACGGAGGGGGAGGAGGCCACGGACAUGGAGGACACAACGGAGGAGGGGGCCACGGACUUGACGGAUACGGAGGAGGAAAUGGUGGUUACGGAGGUGGAGGACACUACGGAGGAGGUGGUGGAGGACACUACGGAGGAGGUGGUGGAGGACACUACGGAGGAGGUGGUGGAGGACACCACGGAGGAGGAGGCCACGGGCUUAACGAACCUGUUCAGACUCAGCCGGGUGUUUAAAACUAUAUCAUAUAUUCACCACCAUCCAUGAUUGCAUAUAUAUAUAUACACUUAUGUAUUAUGUGUAUGCUUAUAAAUAAACCAUGGUGAGUUUGUAACACAGUGCCUUCGGAAAUGUUUGGAAUAAAGUUCCAUUAUAAUC